Acomys russatus (golden spiny mouse) is the source of this 1832-nucleotide messenger RNA. It is a transcript of the gene Napepld, whose product is annotated as N-acyl phosphatidylethanolamine phospholipase D. The transcript is spliced from 5 exons. Gene Ontology annotation, molecular function: N-acylphosphatidylethanolamine-specific phospholipase D activity; zinc ion binding. Gene Ontology annotation, cellular component: cytoplasm; membrane-bounded organelle. The record is from RefSeq and is a predicted model, not a curated record. Lineage: Eukaryota; Metazoa; Chordata; Mammalia; Rodentia; Muridae. Bases 274 to 1464 code for a protein of 396 amino acids. Gene Ontology annotation, biological process: N-acylethanolamine metabolic process; N-acylphosphatidylethanolamine metabolic process.
CCCUGCGUCUUGCCCAGGCUCUCCGGGAACCUGCGCGCCUGCCUCGGAGCCUCUCUACUGUUAUUCUGGAUCCUCGCGGGAGGCAGUACAGCGGUUUGGCGGCCGCGGUUCUCCUUCGGGGGUGGUUUGCUCCUUCGUCCCGGUGUCGACGUGGUGCAGCCUUUCUGGGGCUGUUUGGACACCUCGGUGAAGUACAGCGGGUUUCGAGUAGGUUUUCCAGUCCCUAAGCCCUGCCUCCUCCCGGAGCUGCCGCGCUUCUUCUCACCAAGGGACAUGGAUGAAAAUGAAAACAGCCAGUCUCCGACAACAAGCUACCAAUAUCCCAAAGAAGCCGUAAGGAAGCGCCCAAGUUCGGUACAGAGUUCGGCAGGAAGUACAUCUUCGAGGUUUUCCAGAAAAAGCUUCAAACUGGAUUACAGACUAGAGGAAGAUGUAACCAAAUCAAAGAAAGGAAAAGAUGGGAGAUUUAUUAACCCAUGGCCAACGUGGAAAAACAUCUCUAUUCCAAAUGUUCUUAGAUGGCUGAUAACGGAGAAAGAUCACAGUAGCGUUCCAUGCUCCAAAGAGGAACUUGACAAAGAACUCCCAGUGCUCAAGCCGUAUUUUAUCAAUGACCCCAAAGAAGCUGGCAUGACGGAGGCUGGUUUGAGAGUCACGUGGCUGGGCCACGCAACGCUGAUGGUGGAGAUGGACGAGCUCAUCUUCCUCACCGACCCCAUGUUUAGCUCCCGAGCUUCUCCCUCACAGUACAUGGGUCCCAAGCGCUUCCGCCGUCCGCCGUGUACGAUAAAGGAACUCCCCCCGAUAGACGCAGUCCUCAUCAGUCACAACCACUACGACCACCUGGACCACGGCUCCGUCCUUGCCCUGAACGAGCGCUUUGGCAGCGAGCUGAGAUGGUUCGUGCCUUUGGGUCUUCUCGACUGGAUGCAGAAAUGCGGCUGUGAGAACGUGAUUGAGCUCGACUGGUGGGAGGAGAAUUGCGUCCCCGGCCACGACAAAGUCACCUUUGUCUUCACGCCUUCCCAGCACUGGUGUAAACGGACCCUCACAGAUGACAACAAGGUUCUGUGGGGCAGCUGGUCCGUGUUGGGGCCAUGGAAUCGAUUCUUCUUUGCUGGGGAUACUGGCUACUGCCCUGCUUUUGAAGAGAUCGGAAAGAGGUUUGGUCCAUUUGACCUUGCGGCCAUUCCCAUAGGAGCUUAUGAGCCAAGGUGGUUUAUGAAAUACCAGCAUGUUGACCCGGAAGACGCAGUCAGGGUUCACAUUGAUGUUCAGGCGAAGAGAUCGGUGGCGAUUCACUGGGGGACUUUUGCCUUAGCUAAUGAGCAUUACUUAGAGCCGCCGGUGAAACUGAAUGAAGCGUUAGAGAGAUACGGGCUUACAAGUGAAGAUUUCUUUGUCCUGAAGCACGGAGAAUCAAGGUACUUAAAUACAGACGAGAAAGCGCUUGAAGAAACAUGAAAAUAGGAAUUUUCAGUGAGAAGACUAAGAAAUUCACAAAUAUUAUGACAUUUCUCACCCGGAAACAAUUUCUGCAAGUGUGUGUUUUGUUUUGUAUUAUAACGUGCCAAUUGAUCAGACUCACAUAAACUGUGGGAGCCUAGGGGUGGGUUAUUUAAGGGACUGUCCAAUAUAGAUCUAAAAACAGAGCAAUGCUAUAAACACUGCAAAAUAUUAUUUUUUAUCAAAACACUACAUUUAGUUUAAUGGUAGUGGAAUUUCUGAGGCUGUGAAAACUGACAUUAAAGUUCCAUUUCUUUUCCUGUUAUUCAAGGCUUUCUACAAGGGAGAGUCAAGCUUACCUACCUAGAUCUCUCUCUCUCUCUCUC